AUGAGCUAUUUACUGGCGCUGCUUAUCGCGAAUUUCGUGAUAGCCGUAAGCGCGAUUCCAAAUUACUCGGGACUUCCCCCGGGACCUUAUUGCGCCGGUAGGUACAACAACGGAAGGUGUUGCCCGGGAAGACAUGACGACUGCAGCGCGCCUAUUUUGAAGACUACAUGCUACUGCGAUGAAUUCUGCAACCGAACUCGCGAGGAAGACUGUUGUCCUGAUUACUGGUCACAUUGUCGGGGGAUCACUUUACCGACAAUUGAUGAUGAUUAUGGAGAAAUUCGCCAAUGUUUUUUCAAAGGAAAAUAUUAUAAUCAUGGUGAUACAUUUAAAAUAAAUUGCAAUAUUUGUAAAUGUUCAUCACUGGGCAAACGCGCAGAUGUACUCUGCGAAGAAAACCGAUGUUUGAUGGAACAAGAUUUACUGAGCACUCUUUACCUCGAAACCGAGAGACUAGGAUGGACUGCGACUAAUUAUUCUGAGCUUUGGGGACGUACUCUCGAAGAUGGAAUCCAAAAUAAAUUAGGAACUUUGAAUCCUUCUAAAUCGAUCCAUAACAUGAUUCCCGUGAAAAGGAUCUACAACCCCGAGUCUCUUCCCCGUGAAUUUGACUCACGAUCCCGGUGGCCCAGAGACAUAGGGGGUGUAAAAGACCAAGGCUGGUGUGGAGCUUCUUGGGCCAUUUCUACCGCAGAUGUUGCUUCAGAUCGGUUUGCUCUGAUGAGCAAAGGCUCUGAAGACAUUGACCUCAGUCCCCAGCAUCUUAUUUCGUGCAAUAUUCGUGGCCAGCAAGGAUGCAGAGGCGGGUACCUUGACCGCGCAUGGCACUUUGUCAGAAAAUUUGGUCUUGUGGACGAAGAAUGCUAUCCAUGGGUAGGACGUGAAGACAAGUGCAAAUUACGCAGAAAAACAACCUUGAGACAUGCUGGGUGUCGUACUCCGAGAAAUUCAUUGAGGACUGAUCUAUAUAAAGUUGGCCCAGCUUAUAGACUUGGCAAUGAAACUGAUAUUAUGCAAGAAAUCUUAACAUCUGGUCCCGUACAAGCAACAAUGCGAGUACACCAAGAUUUCUUCACCUACCAAAGCGGUAUUUACAAGCACUCAAACUUAGACAAUAAUUAUCCUUCUGGUUAUCAUUCGGUUAGAAUAUUGGGGUGGGGUGAAGAACUCGUCGGAAAUUACCAACCAACUAAAUAUUGGCUCGUUGCCAAUUCCUGGGGAACAAAUUGGGGCGAAAACGGAGUCUUCAGAAUCGUGAAAGGAACGAACGAAUGUGAAAUAGAAACCUAUGUCCUGGGUAUAUGGGCAAAAACAAUGUAG
Messenger RNA from Cotesia congregata, 1320 nucleotides. The record is from the annotation of a GenBank genome assembly. Lineage: Eukaryota; Metazoa; Arthropoda; Insecta; Hymenoptera; Braconidae.